Leishmania braziliensis MHOM/BR/75/M2904 is the source of this 2040-nucleotide messenger RNA. NCBI's taxonomy places the organism in Eukaryota, Euglenozoa, Kinetoplastea, Trypanosomatida, Trypanosomatidae. The record is from the annotation of a RefSeq genome assembly.
AACUCGCACGAUAAACUCCAGCAAGUGCUUCAGUUCCACCACCGACGGCGGUGCCGAGUUUACCACCACCAUAAUGGCAGCAGCAGUGGGCAAGCGCUUCCCAGUUCUCCCCCUGACCCCGUCUGGGAGACGGUAACACCCUCUCAGCACCCGCUUGCCUUGAACGGUUCGCUGCUGGUUGGCACCUAUACGGCCGCGCAGCUACUGAGGUGGCAACAGGAGCGACAACUGGAGUCACUACUGGCGUCGUCCGCGAGGGGCAAGCGCGUAGGAGCAGCGAAUUUUCUUUAUGGGCGACACCGAAUUCCCGGGCCGGUACCGCCCGCACACGCAGACAAACUUUUUCUUCGCGGUGCCCGCAGCACUAUGGAUACAGCACCGUGCCGUACAAGUACGUGUCGCGACUGUGGCUGACGCUAAGGCAGGCCGCAGAGCUGUUCGGCACACACCUGUUUCCUGAACGCGCCAACGGCAACCCGGUCCUGUACUGCAAUCACUUUACUGUUGGUGUGGGGGCUACCGCCUUCUACUGCGCCGAUCAGUUUGCCGGCAGCGACGCCGUGUUUCCCAGCGCGCGGCCGCUCAAUAUUGUGGUGAAAUGUGCGAGUUUGGCUUCCACGAACCUGCGUGGAUUCCCGCUGCUUGCCCGGUGCAUCAGGGAGGAGAUGACCAAUGGCACAGGCGGGGUGACAGACCUGGCACCGAUCAGGCCGCAUGCAAUGCCGGCCGACACGCGGCGUUGCUCCAGCACAGUCAGCGAUGUGCGGCCAUCCGACUGCAUAUGACUGUUGGAAUGCGAGGGCAGAGAAGGAGUACCUGAAAAGAGUCAAUCUCGCACCCACCCUCGCGCGGAGGUGUCUUCUGUGCGACUACCCCGGAUCCCUCUCCUUCUUGCACCGCACGUUUCUCUCCUUCAAUCUAGCCCUCCAUGAAGGCGAGCAGGGCGUUGCUCAAGAACGGAUGCCAGUUCGCGCGAAUGUGCACUUAAGAUGGUUCAACGGCGAAUGCUGGUUCAAUGUGUCGCAGCUGCGCGAGUCAGCUGUGAGGCAGGUGCUGAUGGACAACCCACCACGGCACUUUCUUACUCGUCAGUAUCUUCAUGGAGUUGUCGCUGUCAACUGCUGCCGUGCUCAACCCACACGGCGAUAUGAAACAGGGGCAGCAGUGAUUUCACUAAGGUCGCCAGCGUCUUCCCCCCUCACGCAGUGCGGCUUUAAAGCAGAAUGGGUGCCCGCUUACAUUCUAGCAACUAGCGAAGUGAAGGCUUCGGGAAAGCGCUCACAGCGUACCAUAUGCUGCGCCCCCUGCCGGCGCCACGCUCAGACGCUUUGUCCUCGGCGGCAACUUCCUCUUGUCCAUGGCAGACGCUAGCCUGCACAAGGCUGCGAAGGAGUAGCUGCGGCGCUACACCCCUGUCAGCGAGGCGGGGUACCCUUUCCUGCGCGGCCUGCUGCAGGCGAUGACGCUGCGCGUCUUCGAGCGGGGGCACCAGGCCCACAAGUAGCUGAUCCACCGCGUGAACAAGGGCGGGUCAUUUUUUGCCACCCCUGCUGACUUUACGGCAAUCGUGCGGGCCUGAUGUGUGAGUCUGCAUUUCAGCAGUUACUCGCGAUAUCUGUGCUUGUGGUGGCACCCUUUGUGCGAAUGGCCCACUUUGAGUUUGUUAAUGCGGAGGGGGGCGCCGCCGAUGCACAGAACGGAUGCGUACAAGUGCGCCGCAGUGCACGAAAGCGAUGACGGAAAGCCUGACGUACCGCUCCUUCAGAUGAGCAACGACGCGCGCUUUCAAGUGGAAUCAGGGAAAGAGGUGCAGGCGGAAUCCCUGCUGCAACGUUCUGUGAGGAGGACGGACGAUGCGGCAGCCUUGGGCAAUACUGCAGCCUUCGACAGGUUCGACGUCGCUGCCGUAGACGAUUGGGGUAACAUGAACGAGGGAUGGACAGGCGGCGACCCGUCCCCAUCUGUGUACGUUGAAUAAAAGAGCACCACAUGACAGGCGCACAUACCGUUGCGCUACUUCAGCUGGGUAAGAUGUUGUAG